Molecule: messenger RNA, 6691 nt
Organism: Mytilus trossulus (common blue mussel)
Lineage: Eukaryota; Metazoa; Mollusca; Bivalvia; Mytilida; Mytilidae
Product: polycystin-1-like protein 2
Exons: 12
Coding region: 93-4274 (1393 amino acids)
Cellular component (GO): membrane
Molecular function (GO): calcium ion binding; protein binding
Source: RefSeq, a predicted model, not a curated record
UUUACAACACAUUGGAUACAGCAGCCAACGUGUCACUUCAAAUUAAACAAUAUGGAGAACAAGUUGCAACUUUAGAAAAAGAUAAUUUACAUAUGAGUUUUGAGAAAAACAGUGUUCAGAGUUUUCUGGAUCAAGGAAAUGUGAGCAGGGAUGGAGUGAAAAUCUCAACUAAAAAUCUCACGAUUUCCAACGUGUCUGAUGCCUCUAUGCAACUUACGGUAACUGUUGUCAAGAAAUCUCCAGUUCCUCAUGCAAAAGGUGACCAUCGCAUAUCUAGCAAAUGUGUAAUGAUAUCUGCCGUAGAUGCAGAUGGCAAAGAUUUAAAAAUGGAAAGAGAAGUAUCCUUACCGAACCCUGAAAUUGUACAUUUCUUGGGCCCUACUAGUCCCGAUCCAGCUAACCCAGAACUUAUGUUGUAUGUCCGGUUUGAAGUCCUGGAUAAUCAUGAUGCAUCGAUAACUUACAUAAAACUGAAAGGAGAUGUUCCAGGGGACAUGUAUAUAAUUUACACUGCAUACUUCAAGAGUGAAGCGUAUCCCACAAUCACAGAAUAUGAUUAUAAAUACGAUGUAACCACUGAUGAUAUGGAGGAUAUGGGAUUAAAAAUAAUAACACCUGUAGGAACUCUAAAACAAGGUCAGUGUUUCUUGGCAUUGCAACCGAAACCAAAUGUUCCAGCUGCAGACGAUGCUGCGCAGACAAGAAGAAAAAGGAGUACUGUAAAUAACAACAGUACAUCGAGUGGAAACAAUACUUUUAACCCGUUCACUGGUAACGUUAGCAUUGUGACUAUAACAACUGGAUGCAGAUCAUUUAAUCAAACAACAUCCGCAUGGGAACCUAAUGGAUGUAUUGUUUUGCCUUUUUCCACUUUGAAUGAGACAGUCUGCAGAUGUCCAAGUAAAACAAAGACUUUGGCAACAACAUUUUUUGUUACUCCUAAUACGAUAGAUUUUAACAAUGUCUGGUCAAAGUUUGAUAUUGCUAAUGCUGCAGUGUAUGGUACUCUUACAGUACUGUUACUACUUUACCUACUAUUGGCAAUAUUGCUAAGGAGAAAGGAUAGACAAGAUAAACUAAAUUGGUCAAUGAGAUUUUUAUGUGACUGUGAUAGCGAGGAUCCAUAUUUCUAUAUGAUAUCUGUACAUACUGGCUUACGACCUGGUUCGGGGACAGAUUCAAACGUGAACUUUGUUUUGGCGGGAGAAGGUGGAGAUAGUGGAGUUAGACUUCUAAGCGAUGGAGUUCAACACGGAUUCGGCACUUCUUCUGUAAGGAAUUUCGUGAUGUCUACUAAUGUUGUCCUCGGCGAGUUAACCUACUUCCGGUUAUGGCAUGACAACACGGGCCAAGGAAACAGAAAUUCAUGGUAUCUGCAUAAAUUAAUUGUGGAUGAUCCACAAACAAAUCAAAGGUACCUGUUUCAGUGUGACAAAUGGUUAUCAAUUGAUUUUGAUGAUGGUAUGAUUGAACGCAUAAUUCCAGUUUCCAUUACGGACGACAUUGGAGUAGAAUCCUUGUUUUAUCAGCAGUCAAGAAUGAACUUGACAGAAAAUCAUCUAUGGAUGUCUUUGUUUGUACGUCCUACAAGAAGCGUCUUUACGCGUGUGCAGAGACUUGCCUGUGGAAUGACACUGCUUCUCCUGACCAUGAUUUCAAAUGCAAUGUUCUUCAAGUCUGCGGACGAAGAAACUAUGCAAGCUGACAGUGUAAAAAUCGGAUUUUUUCGAUUGUCAAUGUCAAAUUUAUUCAUAUCAUUCAUUGGUAUUAUAAUUACCACUCCACCUAUUUUCUUUGCAACAUUUGUAUUUAGGAACACCGAACCAAAGGCCCAACCAUUACAUUUCCAGAAGAAAACAAAGGAACGUAAAUGCUUACCAUGUUUAAAACAAAAGGAAAGUGAUGGAGAAAAACUCAAGGAAAUUGAAUCUGGCUUAUCUGAGGAUGAUGAAUUUCUCAUUUAUAAAAAGCGUAGAUUUCCAUACUUUGUCGCUUAUAUUGCUUGGAUCGUGUUGGUUUUAGCAUCAUCAGCGUCUGCGUUCUUCCUUUUACUAUACAGCAUGGAAUGGGGAAAGAACAAAUCAGAAGAAUGGCUUUCAACGUUCAUAUUGUCGUUCUUCGAAUCUAUCUUAUUUGUAGAUCCAAUAAAGGUGAUUUUGAUAGCCUUUUUAAUUGCCCUGAUAUUUAAAAAGCAUGUUGAUGAUGAAACCACAUUGGUUGAUAUGAAAAAACUACGGUCUGCAGCAAGUAAACAUUCAGCUGGAAACUCUCGGCUUUUCUGGGCAUUUAGACAUGAGAUUUUGUCGAAAGCUGAACCACCAGCGGAAGAAAAACUGAAUAAACAAAGGGAAGUUAUAAAGCUGCAGACGAGGGCAAAAUCAGUGUUCCGUGAAGUUAUUUUAUACACAGUCUUUGCAAUAGUUGUGUAUUGUAUUAGUUAUUUGAACCGAGAUGACAGAGCCUACAUCAUGAAGUCUAACAUUGACAAUCACAUAUAUGAAUCCAGCAAAGUACAAUUUGGAUUUUCUAAGGUCAAUUCUAUGGAUACGUUAAUGCAGUGGAUGGAUGAGACAUUUGUUCCAGUGUUUUAUCCAGUUCAGGAAUACAAUGGAGCCAGUCUUAGUUUACAAGAUAAAUUCUACAUCAAUGAUCUUACAAACAUACGUCUUGGUUUGGUUCGACUUCGUCAAGUCAGAAUGCCGAAAGAAAAAUGUGGUUAUUGGAAACUAACACCAAAGCAUUUCUGCACAACUGAUUUUCAGUCGAGUAGAGAAGAAAAACGUCAUCACUGUGUGUCAUGGAAAUCAAGGAACUCAACAUGCCCAGUAGCAGAAGACACUUUCCUAACGAAGGAUGCAUAUAGAUACAGAUCAGCGGAGGAACUGCAUAGUAUGCCAUUUGCUGGAGGUUAUGAUGUAUAUGGAGGGGGAGGCUAUGUUCAAGAUUUUCCAAACAACCGUGAUUCUGUUAAUACUAUCUUAAACGAAAUAAAAACACACAGAUGGAUGGAUCGAAGAACAAGGGCUCUUUUGAUUGAGUUUUCACUAUAUAAUUCAAACAUCAAGCUUAUUGCAUUUUCAACCUUUGCUGUCGAGUUCACCGAUACGGGAAAUGUGUUAGCGUACACAUUUACACAAUCAUUCAGACCGACACUUUUAACAGAUGCAACGGGUGCGGUCUCCAUUUUUUUUUACUUUAUCUAUAUUAUAGCACUUAUUAUAGCAACGGUCAAAAUUAUUGGAAAAUUUCGUGACCAAGGAUGUGAUUUCUUUAAAGCUGCAUGGAAUGUCAUUGAUCUAAUAACUGUUGUAUUGAGUUAUGCCGCUAUAGCUGUCUGGAUUGUCAAAUAUAUUCAAACAAGCAGAGCCCUUAAACGGUAUUACAAUGAUAAGAGUGGAUUCAUAAGUUUCGUUCAAAUUGUCUUCUGGGAUAACGUAUUCAACAGUAUAGUUGGUAUUAUAGUAUUCACGGCCACUCUAAGAAUACUUAAAGCCUUGGGAUAUAAUAAAAGAUGUGCCGAACUCGUAACUGUCGUCAAACACGCUGCUCCACAACUAUUCAGCUUUUUUGUAGUCUUCGGAUUAGGAUUUUUUGGGUUUGUUAUUCUUGGACAUUUAUUAUUUGGCUCGUCGAUGUUUGAUUAUCAUAACAUGCUUACAGCAAGCGGCAGUCUGGCUAAUACGUUGAUAGGAAGAAACAGUCUUGACAAAAUGGUUGCUGCGGCUCCGUCCUUUGCACAAGUAUAUUUCUUUGUGUAUGUGCUGUUUAUUAUAUUUAUUUUGUUAACGAUGUUUGCUGCCAUUUUGAAUCAGAGUAUCACGGAAGUACGUGCCAACUACAAGAAUGAGAGCCCAAUUGGAAUUCUUGAUUUGAUUAAAGGGGCAUUUACGGAUUUGUUGGGAUUGGUAGGCAUCCAUUUGAGAAGUAACAAACGACAAAACAGUGUACAGAAAAAAUACAUGACAGGCGUACCAAAGAAGAAUGCUCAAAUUGAUACACCAAACUUGCUACAACUUCUAAGGGAUACCUUUGGAGAAGUCGGAGAUGAAAAAUUGAAAAAUGAAAAAAAUGGAGAUAAAAACCAGUCGUCUGAAGGAGACGGAAUAAGCAAAGAAGACCUUGAUUAUGUGAUCAGUGAAGAAGACAAGAAACGUUUUAAUAAAUUGUCCCAAAAGAGUGGUUGUAUUUCCAGGGCGAGGACACCUAGAGAUAUUGACCUUGAAAUUUCUAACUCCAAAAGCGUAGAAAACAAAUCGUACAUCAGUUAUUUAUAAACGUGAAAAAGGAUGUGGCAUGAAAUAUUAGAGUUAAAAAUAUAUAUUAGUAUAUCAAUCGACUAGACAGAAAAACGUUUACUCCAAUAGAUCAUAAAUUGUAUUGUCGGUUAUAUUUUUCUAUUCAUUUUUUAUCUAUAUAUACACAAGGAUUGUCAUAAGAUAUACAUUAUAAUAGUUAUUUGUCUUCACCUAAAAAAAAAAUUAUACCCCCGCUUUAAAAAAGGGGGGUAUACUGUUUUACCUCUGUCUGUCCUUCCGUCAGUCAGUCCGUCCGUCCCAUGAAUAUUUUUCGUCGCAUUUUUCUCAGGAACUACAAUACAAGGAUUUCUGAAAUUUGGUUUCAGGGUUUAUCUAAGUCAGCUAUACCGUGUGAUGCGUUUUCAGAUUGAUUACUUGACAACUUACUGUUUAUCGAACAGUUGUAUGAUUUUACACAUGAUAGCCAAGUUGAAAAUUUUUGUCACAUUUUCUCAGGAACUACAAUACAAGGAUUUCUGAAAUUUAAUUUCAGGAUUUAUAUACUAGUAAGUCAGCUAUACCGUGUGAUGCUUUUUCAGAUUCAUCUCUCGACAACUUCCUGUUUACCGAACACUUGCAUAUUUUUACACUAUUUAUAUUAUCCACUUGCGGCGGGGGUAUCAUCAGUGAGCAGUAGCUCGCAGUUUCUCACUUAUUAUUUCAAUGGAAGGAGAGUCAAUGAAACAUCUUGAAAAUUAGUGUAUGAAAUAUGUGCUGGGGAAAAAAAUAUCGAUAAAAAAUCUAAUUGCUAUUAUUCAUUUAGUAGGUGUCAGGUUGAUUUAUGAACUGUUCGGUUAAUAAGCAAUUUAUAGAAGCAAGUGGUGAAAACGCUAUUGAUUCAAGUCUGAUUAUAAAGUCUUAUUAUACUGUAAAAACUAUCAGUUUCUAGAUUUCAUUUUUUUUUCUUUUAAAAACAUGGAUUGUCAUUGUUGUAGUUUAAACUAUUUUUGCAAUCAUUUAAUUGUUUAUUAUACGUGAGUAAAACUCAAUUUUCUUUUAUCUUAGAAGAAGAUCGUAUUUUCUUUAAAACGACUUUAACAAUCAUCAUUUAACUUCAUAAAUAACGCAACCAUUUUAAUAUUUUAGGAAUAGUUUGUGCACAUUUUCUGUUAUUCAAAAUUGAUACUGAAUUGCAUAAAAAAAAAUAUUGACUAUUGUAUUUUUCGGUAGGCCAUUUAAUAAUGAUAGAAAUCGUUAUGCGAUGUGUAAUUUUUUAACAUGUGUUAUACCAUAAUUAGAAAUAAUGUAUUGUGUAUAUGAAAUAGUUCCUGAUGAAUUUAAAAAAACACACAUUUUCAUUGUAUCAUUUAGACACGUGCAAUAAGCAUUCGAUGACCACGUAAUGAGACUGAUAUAAACCUUUAAUUACAUUGUAAAAUCGUACUUUUUUGGUUUAAUAAGCUUUAAUUUACAUUUUAUAAAUAAAAUAUCGACAAUUUUCUUUGAGAUUGAUAGUUUUUUGUCGAGCACUUAAUCUGUAAUUUAGAUUUUGUUUCGUUUUAAAAAAAAAUGAAAAUUGAUCACCUCUAUAGAAAAACGUGCAGGGAUCGUGCGUGAAUAUGCGUCAUGGACAAUUUGCAAUGUGACGCUGUACACCACUCAGACAGACAAAAUAGAUUUAUUAAAAUAGAAAAUUUGUGUAUUAUAAAUGUGUGUAAGGUAGCCUAUGUUAACUGUCGUUUGCAGGGUAAAGGUUGGUUUAAUUCAGGACUAUGUGUAAAUACUUAUUUAUGACUCUGAACCGUAAUGGUACUCCGAACUGCGUUGGUUAACACUCUGAAGUGCAAGGGUGACAUCUUUACGCUGACUUGUUAUUAGCUAGGUUAGAGUGUAUUGGUUGGUUCGCACUAAGCAGCAGAUAUUGAGAAGUACACUAAAUAUUGACCAUUUAAAUUUGGGUUUUUUUUUUGGCCUAAUCCGUUGCAGGAGAAUGCUAAUAUAAGCACAAUAAAAAUACUGAAAGUGCUAGUUUUCUUAUUAAGCAGGAUUCAUCAAUUCGUAACAGGCUCUUGUCUCAGAAUAUUUUUUUUUCUGUAUUAUACCUUAAUAUAAAACAAGGCAUUAUGGGAAAAUUUCAGCCGGUCACGAUUUUCCGUUAUUUGACCAUUUCUAGGUUGUCAACUCCACUGAAAGUUGGUGUGUCUUAAAUCUAAAUUGAUUGUUCUACUAAAUGGUGUAUUACACGCCUACUUUUGUUGUCGGAAUCAUAUGUAACAAUCCUACCCGCGUAAACCAUAGCCUUUCAGUGAGAUCAUCAAACGUAUGUGUACCCAUCGCAACUUCGAGCACUACAUAUAUAUAUGUCUGCUCAUCCAGAAACGAUUUAAACCUGUUAUUACUUGUUACAUUUAUUCUACUGUUAUUUUCUACUGUUAAUCAUUCGUUAAAUGUUAGAA